CACGGUGGCAACAUGGGGUGGAGAUGUUUGGGGUUGUGCUUUCUUGCUUUGACUGUCAGUGUCGUCGAUGUCCAAGCUCGACUGGUUCGCAACCAUGUCAGCAGCAUCUGCAGCACGUGGGGCAGAGAGCACUUCAAGACGUUUGAUGGAGAUGUGUACCAGUUCCCUGGCAUGUGUGAAUACAACCUGGCUUCUGACUGCCAUGAGACCUAUCAGGAGUUCUCAGUGCACAUGAAGAGGAUAGAGGAGGAUGGAAACCCUACAAUCAGUUAUCUGGUGGUCACCAUCAAUGACCUUUCAAUCCACCUCGGCAAGACCCUUGUCACUGUGAAUGGCCUUCCUAUCAACUUACCAUACCACAAUGCAGGGGUACGAGUGGAAAAAGAUCCAAUUUACAUGAAGCUCCAGUCUAAAGUUGGCAUUGUUGUCAUGUGGAACGGUGAAGAUGCAGUCACGGUGGAACUCGAUCGUGACUAUGCCAACCGUACUUGUGGACUCUGUGGAGACUUCAAUGGUGUCUACAAUGAGUUCAUUCAUAAUGGCCGCAAAAUCAGCCCAACUGAGUUUGGCAACAAACAGAAAGCCCAUCGUCCAAACGAUGACUGUGAGGACCCCUAUGAAGAGGAAGAUCAACCACUGGAGGAUGUGACUUUGCCAGAUUCAUGCAAGGAGUUUCAAACGUCUUGUGAGCAGAUACUGCAUUCGGAGUCCUGGAGCUCCUGCACCGAACUGAUUAACCCUGAAGCUUACAUCCAGGCCUGUGCACGGGACAUGUGUGGCUGCAUCAGUAAUACAAGUGACUUCUGUGUCUGCAGUACAGUGUCUGAGUUCUCCCGGCAGUGUUCCCAUGCAGGAGGACAGCCUCCUAAUUGGAGGACACCUCAGUUCUGUGCUGUACAGUGUCCAUAUAACAUGGCUUAUGAAGAGAGCGGUUCCCCUUGCAUGGAAACAUGCACAGAUCAAGACACAAAUUUACUCUGUGAAGACCACAGAAUGGACGGCUGCUUCUGUCCUCCUGGAACUGUGUUUGAUGAUCUUUCCAUGAGAGGGUGCAUUGAUAAAUCUCAAUGUCAGUGCAAACAUGACAAAAUCUAUAACUCCACAGAGGUUUACAGGCAGGAAACAGAGGAAUGUAUAUGUCUGGAGGGUAGAUGGGUUUGUAAGAGCCUUAAAGCGCCUGCUACAUGUGCACUUGAAGAAGGUUCACAUGUCACUACCUUUGAUGGGAAAACCUACACCUUUCAUGGAGACUGUUACUACACCUUAGCCAAAGUGGAAAGCAAGGAUGCUUCAAGUCCAAAGUUUACCAUCCUGGCACAGCUGGCACCAUGUCGAGACCAAGAGUUUGACACUUGCCUUAAGACCCUUAAAAUUGUGCUGAACAAUGACAGAAACAAUGUCUUAAUGUUCACUUCUGAUGGCACAGUAAAGCAGAAUAUGCAGACUGUCACUUUGCCAUACCAAUCAGGUGACAUCAACAUAUUCCACGCGUCAUCCUUUCACAUCAUGCUCCAGACCAGUUUUGGCUUGCAAAUUCAGAUCCAGCAUGUGCCUCUCAUGCAGGUCUAUGUCAGAAUGGAUCAGAGCUACAAAGCAAAGACACGUGGUUUAUGUGGGAACUACAACAUGGUCCUGUCUGAUGACAUGAAGACUCCUCAGGGGAUAGUGGAGGGAACAGCAGCAACAUUUUGUAACUCCUGGAAAGCUAACGGCUUGUGCCAAGACAGAGAGGAAAGACUUAAUGACCCCUGUGCCCUCAGUGUGGAAAAUGAGAGGUAUGCCAAACACUGGUGUGCCCUGCUACUAAGUCCGAGCAGCACAUUUGCUCAGUGCCAUUCAGCAGUGGAUCCCGAGAUGUACCAUAAGCGAUGUAUGUAUGCCAGCUGUACCUGUGAGAAGAGUGACGCCUGCCUGUGUGCCAUCUUCUCCUCCUACGCACGAGCUUGUGCAUCAAAGAGAGUGAUCCUGACAGGUUGGAGAGACAACGUCUGCGAUAAACAUGCAAAGACCUGCCCAAAAUCUCAAAUCUUCUCGUAUGAGCAUCAGAGAUGCCAGAUGACUUGUAAAUCGCUGGGCUCAAACCAGCAAAGCUGCAGUUCUGACUUCCUGCCUGUGGAUGGAUGCUCCUGCCCUGAGGGUUUCUACUUAAAUGAAAAGGACAUCUGUGUCCCUAUGGCAAAAUGUCCCUGCUACCACAAUGAAGUCUACAUUAAGCCAGGAAAGUCCAUCAACAUCAAAGAUGAGCACUGUGUGUGCAUCAAUGGAAAGCUUCAUUGCCGCUCCUGGAAAACCCAUUCAUUAAUUUCUACACCAUGCCGAUCUCCAAAAGUUUACUUCAACUGCUCCACUGCGGGCAUAGGAGAGCUUGGACUGCAGUGUGCUCCAACUUGUUCAAAUCUGGACAGCGAUGAUUGCGACUCCACAGAGUGUGAAUCUGGCUGUCUGUGUCCAAGUGGCUUCCUGGAUGAUGGCAAAGGUUCCUGUGUGAAACAACAUGAUUGUCCAUGCAAGCAUAAUAAUCAACUUUAUGCCAAUGGAGCAAAAAUCACAAACCAAUGCAACACCUGUACCUGCAAAAGCGGAAAGUGGGAGUGCACCAAAAACAAAUGUCCAGGAACUUGCACUAUUUAUGGGAGUGGCCACCACACUACAUUUGAUCAGCGAACAUAUGGGUUUCCAGGAAAAUGUGCCUAUAUUGCCGUCAAGAACAAAUGUGGCAAUAAAACAGUUGAGGGCAAUUUUGGAGUCAUCACAGAAAAUGUACCAUGUGGAACUACAGGAACCACAUGCUCCAAAAUAGUCAGAAUCCAACUGGGGCGAAGGGAAAUCAAACUAUCAAAGGGCAAAUAUGAAGAGGAGGACCUCGGGCAAGGCACUCAGAUUGAGUACAAAAUAAGGAGGGUUGGCUUGUAUCUGGUGAUUGAGUCUGCCAUUGGUUUAGCAGUGAUGUGGGAUCGCAAAACAGCUGUUCGCAUUCUCCUGGAACCACAGCACAGCGGAGAGGUAUGUGGCUUGUGUGGAGAUUUUGAUGGUGAUGGACUGAAUGACUUCACCACCAAGGGUCAGCUGACAGUGAGCAGUCCGAUAGAAUUUGCAAACAGCUGGAAAGUGUCAAGCAGCUGCCCAGAUGUGGAAAUGAAUGGUGACCCUUGUAUAGUAAAUCCCCAGAGACAUCCCUGGGCAAAAAUGAUGUGCAGCAUUAUAACUGGAGAAACCUUUAAAGAGUGCCACAGCAAGGUAGAUGCCAAUCCAUUUUAUGAAAACUGUGUGAAAGACUCUUGUGCCUGCGACACUGGAGGAGACUGUGAAUGUUUCUGCACAGCGGUUGCAGCUUACGCACAGGCUUGUAGUGAGGCUGGUGUGUGUGUUGCAUGGAGAACUCCAGAUAUCUGUCCUGUCUUUUGUGAUUACUACAAUAGCCCAGAUGACUGCAAGUGGCACUACCAUGCUUGUCACACACCUUGUUACAAGACCUGUUUAAAUCCACAAGAAAAUUGUAGCAACCCCCUACCCAACCUGGAAGGUUGUUUCCCUAAAUGCCCGGAGGAUAAGCCUAUAUUUGAUGAGGAGACCCAGAUGUGUGUGGAGGAAUGUGUAACUACGACUACACCUGAACCUCAAACCACAACCACACAAUCUACACCAUCGACACCCGAAACAACUACAACACCUAAAGUUGGAACUGCAACCACAAGGUCCACAACACCACCAACUGUAACUACAACUACAGUACCAACCACAACCACACAAUCUACACCAUCGACACCUGAAACAACUACAACACCUAGAGUUGGACCUACAACCACAAGGUCCACAACACCACCAACUGUAACUACAACUACAGCACGAACCACAACCCCAGAAAUGACUACUCCAACGACUGAACAUACUACUGUAACUGGAACACCAUCCACAACCGCAACGUCCACAAUAACUUCAACUGUCCCACCUACAACCACUGAAGCAUCUACUACAGCAACUAUAAGCUCUGCCACUACACCAUGUAUUAUAACAUGUGAAUGGUCCGAGUGGUAUAAUGAGGAUGACCCACUAAAGGACCAUAGUGACUGGGAAACAUAUGAGAACAUUACAAACAGUGGAAAAGAAAUAUGCAAAAAUCCCCAAGAAAUUGAUUGUAGAUCCGCGAGUCAACCUGACAUAGCAUUUGAUGACUAUAUCAGUCAAACUGGCCAAGUUGCUACUUGUAAUAUAGACUAUGGUUUGAUAUGUAGAAAAGAGGACCAGAUAUUACGACCAUUUAAGUGCUUUGACUAUAAAAUCAGAGUAUGUUGUGAGAUAGAGAUAUGUACAACCACAGAACCAACCACAACCACAGAAUCAACACCAUCAACUGUAACUACUACUACAACCACAAGGUCCACAACACCGGCAACUGUACCUACAACUACAGCACCAACCACAACCACACAAUCUACACCAUCGACACCCGAAACAACUACAACACCUAAAGUUGGACCUACAACCAUGAGGUCCACAACACCGGCAACUGUACCUACAACUACAGCACCAACCACAACCACACAAUCUACACCAUCGACACCCGAAACAACUACAACACAUGAAGUUAUAACGGGUCCUACAAGUACUACUGUACCAACAGGACCGAAUGUCAAUGGAACUACCCCCACCCCCACCACCCCUACUACUCUGAUACCUCCACCUAUUUGCCCUGAAUGGAAUGUAACACAAAAUGAGACCUUCUUCAUUUGCAACUGCACCUUGGCCAGAUGUAUUGAGAACAAUACAAUUGAAAUAAUUACAUAUGAAUGUCCACCGCUUGUGAACAUCACUUGUGCAAAUGGAAAGGAUCCAGUCCUUCUUUAUGAUGAACUCUCCUGCUGCCGAUAUUACGCCUGUGACUGUGUAUGUGAAGGCUGGGGAGAUCCUCAUUACAUUACAUUUGAUGGACUCUACUACAGUUAUCAAGGAAACUGUUCCUAUGUCUUGAUGGAAGAGAUUUUGCCAAAACAUGACUUGAAGAUUUAUAUUGACAAUGUCUUUUGCGAUCCCACUGAAGAUGUUUCUUGUCCACGAUCGAUAAUCAUAUCAUACAGUUCACAAGUUAUCAAACUCAUCAAUCAUAACCUUAUUGGAGCAGCGGAUUUAGAGGCAUUCAAAGAUGAACAUCGUUUGAAACUACCUUAUUCACAACAAGGUGUUAAGGUCUUGACUACUGGCCUUAACUUGAUUUUGGAGAUUCCUGAAUUCAGAGUGGUCAUUACAUUUGGAAUAACUGGCUUUAGUGUCACCCUUCCAUAUCAGUACUUUGGAAAAAACACACAGGGCCACUGCGGAACAUGCAAUAACAACCAAGCUGAUGACUGCAUGUUGCCUGGAGGCCAGCUGGUGAAAGAUUGUGCUGUGAUGGCUGAUUAUUGGCCUGCAAAACACAUUGAACAACCUGACUGCCCGAUACCAUCUAUACCGCCAACCGAUAAACCUGGACCUACACCAACCUUAACUCCAUGCAAGCCAGACUCCAUGUGUGAUCUGCUUACAAGCAGUGUCUUCGCAGAGUGCCAUGCCUUUGUAUCUCCUGACAGAUUCUACCAAGGUUGUGUUUUUGAUAGCUGCCAUGUUUCCAACCAAGUAGUGGAGUGUACAAGUUUGCAGACUUAUGCUGCUGCCUGUGCUCAAGCUGGAGUUUGCCUUCACUGGAGGAACCAUACCACACUUUGUGCAAGUAACUGCCCGUCAAACAAAAUUUACAAGCCAUGUGGCCCUGUAGAACAGCCAACCUGUGAAGACAAUCCUAAUGAAGUAUCAAUGAACUACACUACUGAGGGCUGCUUUUGCCCUGAUGGAAUGAAACUCUUCAACAAAGAGUCUGGCAUAUGUGUUGAAAAGUGUGGGUGUCUUGAUCCUGAGGGUGUUCCUCGUGAGUUUAAUGAGAGGUUUGAGUAUAAAUGCCAAGACUGUAUCUGCGAGGAGUCCACCAAGACUGUGAAGUGCAAGCCUAAGGUUUGCCCAGCACCACCUAUAGUAGACUGCACUGAUCCUGGGUUUGUGCUUGUCAACAAAACGAAUCCAUCAGAUCCCUGCUGUUCUACCUUUGAUUGCCAAUGUCAUAUCAACACUUGUCCACUCACUGACAUGAACUGUCCCGUUGGAUAUACACCAACUGUCAGUGUACCUGCAGGAAAAUGCUGUCCAGAGCAUACAUGUGUGCCUAAAAGAGUUUGUGUCCACAAAGAUGUUGAAUACCAGCCUGGUUCUUCAGUUCCUGCGGCCACCUGUCAGGAUUGUAUCUGUACAAAUGAGGUCGACCCUAAAUCUAGUCUUUUUAAGAUAACUUGUGAGUUUAAGCAGUGUCAAGAAAAAUGUGACACGGGGUAUGAUUAUGUGGAAACGGAUUCAGAUGAAUGCUGUGGGAAGUGUGUACAGACACACUGUGUCCUCAAUAUCAAUGGUACCACAAAGCUCUUGACGCAAGGAGAAACCUGGACAUCACCUGAGGAUAAGUGUCAACAUUACAGUUGCGAUAAGAGCGGUGAGACUUUGACAACAACCAGUUCAUACAUUCUGUGUCCACCAUUCCAGCAGAGCAACUGUCAACCUGACACAAUUCAGACUGCAGCGAAUGGCUGUUGUAAAAUUUGUAUGGAGAAGGAGAGGGCCUGCAAGUUAGUACCCAUGAAAACCCGUAUUACGAUCGGCACCUGUCAGUCAAAGGAGGAGGUAGACAGGCCAUAUUGUGAAGGAUCCUGCAACACUUUCACCAAGUACUCUGAAGCAGCAGCUGCUAUGCAACAAUCCUGCUCCUGCUGUCAGCAGAUGCGCUUCAGCAAUCACACUGUUGACUUGAAAUGCCUGAAUGGAGACGUGAUUCCUUACACGUACAUGCAUGUGGAGGAGUGUAGCUGUCACCACGCAGACUGCACCAAAACAGCUGCACAACAUGCUCGCAGGAGGCGGAGCUUCACACUUCUGUGAUAAAAUAUAUGUUAUCACAUUAAUGGAUGUUGGAUUGAAAAGUUUCUUCCCAUACAGUCUUAACAAUCAAUCUCUUACAAAGUAAUUGUAUAGAGAAUUUAUCAUUUCAAAAAAUAAAUAAAAAUAUACAACUCUG
Larimichthys crocea (large yellow croaker) is the source of this 7090-nucleotide messenger RNA. RefSeq names its product mucin 2.1 (gene muc2.1). The transcript has 44 exons. Gene Ontology annotation, molecular function: protein binding. The coding region runs from base 13 to 6954 and encodes 2313 amino acids. The record is from RefSeq and is a predicted model, not a curated record. Lineage: Eukaryota; Metazoa; Chordata; Actinopteri; Sciaenidae.